Molecule: messenger RNA, 4166 nt
Organism: Epinephelus lanceolatus (giant grouper)
Lineage: Eukaryota; Metazoa; Chordata; Actinopteri; Perciformes; Serranidae
Source: RefSeq, a predicted model, not a curated record
AACACAGAGAGGACAUACUGUAUAUUUUAGGACCAAAAAAAAAAAAAAUGAAACCACAUAAUUAAAACAAAACACUGACAUGACAGACUGAAGACGUGUAAAACAGGUUGGCCUUCCUUGGAGGCUGCAAAGAGGGGCUUAUUACCACAAGUCACACUGCAGUUAUGCAGGCUGACAGGUUGGCAAACUGGUUAUAUUGAGGUGCUUUAAAGUCUGACAGGGCAUCUGUCCCAGAACUUGUCCUGUGUGCAGAUCAUUUGCAUCUGGGAGAUACCGCCAAAGAACAGUCAGUGGUCACACAGUCAUCAUUUGGUUACAGGACUGUCCAGAGAUACACUCCUUUACUCCUGUCUCACCACUGAACAUGCAGAAUUCUAUGUUAAGGACACUCUGCAUUAAUGUAAAAUAACCUUGUAACCUGGUUUAAAACAAGGCCAAUGCCACCCAACAUUCAACUCUGCUGCAUCAGGCUGAGCCCAUUUGAAUCAUGAGAAGGUCAAAGGACCCCCUGUGGAGGACCUUGUUUUUGCUACUGGUCAUUGGUUUCAUCUGGCUUCUGAGUCUUCCAUAUUUCAUCCUGAGCAAUGCUGAGCAAGGGGACAUCAGUGUGGCCGGUCACAACACACUGAGACGGCACGGCAAAGUGUGGAUGGAAACAGGCAGGGCUGAAGAAAUAAUGAAGAAUAUUGUUACGUUUGUGGAUAAUCUCCUGAACAUCGUGGGAUCCUCUAACAACUUCUCUCCCAUGCCUCCAUUGAGGAACUACAAAGAAGAAUUACAGUCACUCCAGAUUAAAAUGGAGGCAGAAAAAGAGAAGGGAAAAAUGAGGGAUGAGAUGAUUAAGGAGCUGCGUUCCGAAAAACUCCAUCUCCAGCAACACGUGGCUCAGACGGAGAAACUCCUAAAGCUACAGGCAGAGAAGGUCAAAUCUGUCUCUCCUCCACCUCCCUUGAAGAACUACAAAGAAGAAUUUCAGUCACUCCAGAUUAAAAUGGAGGCAGAAAAAGAGAAGGGACAAAUGAGGGAUGAGAUGAUUAAGGAGCUGCGCUUGGAUAAAAUACAGCUACAGCAGCAAGUGGCUCACUUGGAGGAACUCCUAAAGCUACAGGCAGAACAAGGCAAAACUGAAGAUCAGAUCAAAGAGGAUAAAAAUUGCCCACUGCCACCCAUGGAUGGAUACCCAGACUGUAUGAAGAAAUUGAAGUGGAUGAAGGACAUGUGGAGGACUGACCCUUGCUACAGCAGUCAUGGGGUGAAUGGAUCUCUGUGCUCCUUCCUCUUCUACCUCAGUGAGAUAGAGCCCUGGUGUCCUGUACUUCCAGGCCGAGUGAUUCCUGAAGAUGUAGUGGAAAAGGCAGAGCCUGACGAUGCAGUGGUACAGGAAAGUUUUAAAGAUCUGUACCCCCCUCUGGAAAACAGAGUCCAGUUUCGUUGGAUACGCCAAAGAAUUGGCAGUAUGGAGAAGAUUUGGGUUGAUGCUGGGCGCUCUCUUUCAGCCAAAUACAACCUCACAGAGAGAAAAGCCAAACAGAUUCUGGUUCAUCCUGGAGCAGUUACAGAUGAAUCACGUUCUAGAAUAGCAGAGGCUGCGUUCAGUGGUGGCCCCCUUGGGGAACUAGUCCAGUGGAGUGACCUCAUCUCCACACUUUACAUCCUGGGUCACCAUGUUCACCUUACUGCCUCCAUACCUGACCUCAAGCAUUUUUUUGGGAUUAAGACAGGCAGCUGCCCACCUCAUACUAAAAAAGUGGAAGCAGACCUGAUCUAUACCGACAUUAUCGGCCUUAGACAGAUUCAGGCACUGCUAAAUACAUCUUGGCUAAAAUACAGGUGCAAGUUUCGUGUGUUGGACACUUUCGGCACAGAGCCAGACUUCAAUCAUGCAGCUUGGGCCCAGAAGAACAACCUUAAGAGUCCAUUUGGCGGCCUGCACCUGAUCCCUAUGCAGUUCUACACCAUGUUCCCUCAUACACCAGACAACACAUUCCUGGGCUUUGUGGUGCAGCACCAGCUGACCUCUGAACAAACUGAGCAGUUAAAGUCUACCACAAGACAAAACCAGGCACUUGUGUACGGCAAGAGAGCCUCGUUUUGGAAGGGUAAAGAGGCUUAUCUGGACGUUAUCCAUAAGCACUUAGAGAUCCAUGGGACGGUCGAUAACAGUGCUACUAUUCCAAAUUAUGUGAAAAACCACGGCAUUGUCAAAGGCACUGAGGUUCAGGCCUUGUUGAGGCAGAGCAAGGUUUUUGUCGGAUUGUCUUUCCCAUAUGAAGGCCCCGCCCCAUUGGAGGCCUUAGCCAAUGGCUGUGCUUUCCUGAACCCCAGGUUACACCCGCCACAGAGUAGCCUGAACACAGAGUUCUUCAAGGGAAAGCCCAACAUAAGAGAGGUGACAUCCCAGCAUCCGUAUGCAGAAGCCAUAGGAGAGCCUUAUGUUUGGAUGGUAGAUAUGCACAACUCCACAGAUGUGGAGAGAGCUCUCACUGCCAUCCUUAAUCAAACUAUUGAGCCCUACCUUCCCUAUGAGUUUUCCUGUGAAGGGAUGCUCCAGAGGGUCAACAUCCUGAUUGAGAAGCAGGACUUCUGCAAUAGUACAGGGAGCUGGCUUCCACUGAGCGCACUCCAGGUUGUGAAGGCGGAAGCGAACAAAUCCUGCAAACAGGAAUGCCAGAAGGCAGGGCUGAUCUGUGAACCUGCAUUUUUUCCAUACCUUAACAAUGCUGAGAAUCUUGCAAACUACAGUGUAGACUGUCAAACAUCAGAGUUUUCUGACAGUCACUUGGUGUUCCCAGCCUACAACAGCAUCAUGGAUAUAUAUAAUGUGACUUGGGAUGUAUGCUGGCUCCGUUAUGCAGCAGAUCCAGCUGUGUCGCCAUCAUCAGAAAAGGACGUCGCUUUACGUGACGCUUCAGAGGGGGCGUACAAGCACCGUGGAUCCACAUUUACAGGAAGAAACCAGGCCACAGUCAUGUAUAGUGUACAGCAGUGACACUCAACUUCCAGCUGGGGUGGCCCACUGACCAUUUUUAAUUCACAAUGGAAAUAAACUGAUUGAUUCACACUUUUUGUACUUUGAAUGUAAAUAAGAUGUCAAAAAGCAUGCAUAAAAAGCACCAACGAGCUUGUUCAUCAAAAACAAUCUGCCAGGGGAAGAUCCCCCAGAUUCCCCUCAAUAAAGGUCCAGGCUUGGCCCCAGAUGUUCUCAAAUCCUGGAAAUACUCUUGUGUAGAUCUGACCUUUGGGUGUUGCUUCAACUGGAUUUGCCUCUUGGCAAUGAUGAGUGAGGACAGCUUACGUCAAAAGGUUUCAAACAAGCAAAUCAGUUAUUAUAUAUACUCAUGAACAUUAAUGUUUGUUUAUUAUUUGGCCCUUGGCCUCCUGUCAUUUUGCAAAAGUGGCCCCCAGGCAGAGCAAGCUGAGUAUCCCUGGUGUACAGUUUACCUCACUUUAGAUAGUGAAAAUGUAUUUUUGGUCAUGGGUAGUAAGCUCAUUCACUAUCUGUUUGUGUUUGUGCAAAACACAUCUAUGAAUGAUUUAUAUUAAUGUGUUUUCAUUUUGAAUCUCCAUAGAUUUGUAGAAAACCAAUCUAACAACUGAAUUCAUUAACCUAACUGCUCAUUUCAAGGUGUUUCUGUUGCUUCUUCCGAGAGAAUGACGAGGAAGGUACUACUCAAUUUAACUAAUUACACAUGAUUCACUUAAGUGUUUCGCUAAAAACUUUUUGGGAGAUUUUACGUCUGAGCUUAUGAUACCCACUUAAGUUCAGUAAAAAUAAUACUGAUUUGUGCCACCAGGAGAAUUGCAAAUGUCAUUUUCAGCGUGUAAAAUAUUGAUUUGACAGCUUUUAAUAAAUGAUAAAGGAGCCUCGGACAGCGCUGUCAGAUUCCACCUACAUCUAGUCUAUGAUUUUCACUUACAGUGCAAAAAUGUACAGUAAGACUUAUUUCAUUUCACCAAUAAUCUACAGUAAUAUGUAAAACAACAUUUACAGUAUAAGCAGUAUAGAGUAAACAUGUUUAACUAUAUGCAACAUUGAUCAUCCUGUACUUUAACUAUAUGCUGUCUACUCCAAAAAGCCUAUAAUGUUGGCCAUAAAGUACUACGACUAUAUCUGCGACUUUUUGUUACUGAUGCACCUGAACAGUGUAAUAAACAUAUUUACAGAC